This is a messenger RNA of Micropterus dolomieu (smallmouth bass), 2557 nucleotides long. It is a transcript of the gene kcnk10b, whose product is annotated as potassium channel, subfamily K, member 10b. Gene Ontology annotation, cellular component: membrane. Gene Ontology annotation, molecular function: potassium ion leak channel activity. Gene Ontology annotation, biological process: potassium ion transmembrane transport; stabilization of membrane potential. Lineage: Eukaryota; Metazoa; Chordata; Actinopteri; Centrarchiformes; Centrarchidae. The transcript has 7 exons. Bases 19 to 1752 code for a protein of 577 amino acids. The record is from RefSeq and is a predicted model, not a curated record.
CUGAGAACAAAAAUAGAGAUGAAAUUUCCAAUAGAAAACCCAGGGAAACAAGUUAACUGGGACCCUGAACAAGUGGCGGUCCAGACCAACUUGGUCCCUCCCAAAAAGGUCCAGCCUGGCAUGGUGAAGUCCAGUCUAGUCCAGGCCAGUGUGGCCACCAUGCAGAACCCCAUGAGCUGUGACCCUAAGGCCAGUGGUCACAGUCCGCUGCCACGCCUGUCCAUCUCCUCCCGCUCAGCCAGCGUAGUGGCCAGCAUGGAUGCCAGCUGUGACGGCAUGGCUGCCGCACUCCACUCAGUGAUGAAGUGGAAGACGGUGCUGGCAGUGUUCAUCGUGGUCGUUCUCUACCUGGUUUGUGGAGGCCUGGCAUUCAAUGCACUGGAGCAGCCGUUUGAGAGCAACCAGAAGACCAGUAUCACUCUGGAGAAGGCUUCAUUCCUGGCGAGACACCCCUGUGUUACUCCUGAUGAGCUGGAGGCACUCAUCAAGCAUGCCAUAGAUGCUGUGAGUGCAGGAGUGAGUCCUAUUGGAGACACAUCCUACAAUUCCAGUUACUGGGACCUGGGCAGUGCUUUCUUCUUUGCUGGAACUGUCAUCACUACCAUAGGUUAUGGAAACAUAGCUCCAAGCACAGAGGGCGGGAAAAUCUUUUGCAUCCUUUAUGCCAUAUUUGGCAUCCCUCUCUUUGGCUUCUUGUUGGCGGGGAUCGGGGACCAGCUGGGGACCAUCUUUGUGAAAAGCAUCUUGAGAGUUGAGAGGAUAUUCAGGCAAAAACACAAACAGAUCAGCCAGACUAAGAUCAGAGUGACGUCCACCAUCCUGUUCAUCCUGGCUGGCUGCAUUGUUUUUGUCACCAUCCCUGCUGUCAUCUUUAAACACAUCGAGGGAUGGACUACACUGGAGGCCAUCUACUUUGUUGUGAUCACUCUCACCACAGUGGGGAUAGGAGACUAUGUGGCAGGUGGAAACCGUAGGAUCGACUAUAUGAAGUGGUACAAGCCUCUGGUGUGGUUCUGGAUCUUGGUGGGUUUGGCAUACUUUGCGGCCGUCCUCAGCAUGAUUGGAGACUGGCUCCGAGUUCUGUCUAAAAAGACCAAAGAAGAGGUUGGGGAGUUUAAAGCUCAUGCAGCUGAAUGGAAGGCAAAUGUACGAGCAGAGUUCCGUGAAACACGCCGGCGCCUGAGCGUCGAGAUCCAUGAUAAGCUCCAGCGGGCUGCCACCAUCCGCAGCAUGGAGCGCCGUCAGCUUGGCCUCGAGCAGCGGGCUCACUCCCUGGACAUGUUGUCUCCAGAGAAGCGAGCCUUGUUCACCAGCCUGGAUGCUGGCCGUUUCAAGACUUCCUCGCAGGAGAGCAUCGACACCAAGCUCAACAACCUGAGGCUGAAGGGGGCCUGUGAGCCGUACGAUCAUCAGGGGAGUGAGCAAACGCCGCAAACAGCGUCUUCCUCAGAGGAGAAUCUCUUCAACCUGCGCUUUGGAUCCCUCACCAAGCUGGCCAGACGCAACAAGAACCGCGAGCUGCGGAGGAACAUUACUGAAGAUGUGCGACGGUCAAGUGUAGGCAUAAACAAUGGCAGUGCCAUGCUGGGUGAGGAGAGGACGGAAGAAGAAGGCGAUGGAGAGCCAGAUGACGAGAUCGGAGAAAGAAAAGAGGGAAACACUAGUCUGACAAACCUGUCACAGUACGCAAAGGAGCGCACUAAGUUGAAUGGGUUCACACCAGUACAGGCCAAAGAUAGAGAGAGCGACUAGGUAUAGAAUGGAAGAGCACUACAAAGACAGAGAGCGAAACAGAGUGAAAGAUACAGAGACAGAGACACCGAAAAACAGUGCAUGGUCCUUUGAGAUGUCAAGAAAUGUGCCUUUCUGUUUCCUAUGCUUAGAUUGGAACCGCUCCCAGGAAAUUCAGUCAUUGUGCCAUUGCCAUUGGAAGAAAAUGUGUUGCCAAAAAUGAAUGAAUUGAAGUGACAGAAGAGGCUGUAGUUAAAAUACCUCAUAUCUGAUGUUGCUGUAGAGUGGGCUACUUAAGAACUUUCAUUUCUACAGAAUCUGUCAUUCCAGCCUCAUUGUCUUUCAGCCCUGACAAUGCGUACCAGACACUUGGGCAAUGGCUGUGUGUUAAUGCUGAAUCUUAUUUUUUAAUAAUGUCAGGACAUCCCAAGAGCUAGCUUCAUGUCAUCCAUCUUCAGAAACAUUAUUGAUCUCCACUUUGUCAUCUCAUACUGUGGUGGCUAUGUUUAGCUCAGCCAGGCUGCUACAAAAGGACUACUACGUUCAAUGAAUGGGCGGGAAGUUGUGUUUCUGCUGGAUCAAUAGACAAUACGAGCAUUUACCUAGCUGACAAUUAUUCCUACAAGGUAUGUGGCUUGGAAGAUGUAGCCCUAGGGCAUAAGCAACAACAUGCUAAAAGCUCAUAAAAACAAACUACUCACAUUGAUUGUGCAUGGUUAUUAAAACACAACCACAGCAGUUAACUGAUAUAAACUAACUUGAAAGCUUGAAAUUACAACUGUAAUAAUGUAUCUUUUUGUUUAAAUAAAAUGAAAUGUGUCUUUCA